AUGGAUGAACGCCUGGCAUUUGUUGCAGACAGUAUCGAAGAUUUGCUGGUACAGUUAACGUCUUACCAUCAAGGCGAAAAAGCAAAUUCUAUUGCUGGCAAUAUCCGUAAAGAAGAGGCUGCUGUUGAAGGAAAUGAUGCCAUAACAAUUGCCCGGGCAUGGGUGAAAGGAAUGGCUGCGGAUUGGACACUGCUGUAUCAGCAGGGCUUGCCUUCGCGGAUCAGUUUGCCGGCCUAUCCAUUUGUGAAAGACCGGUACUGGAUCCCUGUGGUGAACAAGGAAAUUAUCCAGCAAGGAACAGCUAAUUUACAUCCGCUGCUACAUAGCAAUGAGUCUGAUUUAAGUGCGCAAAAGUUUACCAGUACUUAUACAGGUAAAGAAGAUUUCUUAAUUAAAUGCCACAUUCCUAAUUAUAAAGAAUUGCCAGCUACAGCAUUACUUGAGCUGGCAAGAGAGGCGGGGGAGCGGAGUUUGCGUCAAAAUAUUACACAAAUCAAAGAUGUCAGCUGGAUGGAUCCUAUCCGGGUAAAUGGUUCUCCGGCUAAAGUACAGAUCAAUCUGUUUGCCGCGGGCAAUGAUAUUGGAUAUGAAAUUUACACGCAUCAUCAGGAGCAAAAAGAACAGCUUAGCGGACAAGGUUUAUUGAAUGCAACGGCACAGCAAGUACCGGGUAAAAAAGAUAUUCAGGCUUUACUGAAGCGUUAUCAGCAUGAGAUCACAAAGGAUGAGUUUUAUCAAUUUUUCGCUGAUGCAGGUAAAAAUCAUGCGCUUGAUUUUCAAGGAGUAGUUAAGUUGUAUGCUAAUGAAACUCAGGCGCUGUCAAAAAUUGAAUUGCCGGCUACUGAUGGUUUUAUUUUAUCUCCGGGAUUACUGGAUAGUGCUGUACAAACCUGCACUGGCUGGUUGCUGAGUAAAGGUGAAAAACAAUUAUAUCAGCUUUCCGGAGCCGCCGAAGUCACGAUUUUUGGAACAUUACCUGCUGUAAUCUGGUGUCAUGCAGUUUUUGAAAGACAGGCAAAGGGCACUGUCUGUUGUCAGCUUGAGGUAUUGAAUGCACAAGGAGAUGUUUUACUUCAUUUCAAAGACCUGAUUUUAGUUCCUGAGGAGCAUUCAGAAAAUGACUUAAAAAUCAAGUCAACCCUGGCUUACAAACCAGUAUGGAACCGGAUUAUAGCCUCAACUGCUGCUGCAGCUCCAAUCCUGGGGAAACAAGUUUUAGUGGUUGGAAAUUCUAAUCCGGUAUUUGCACAGGGGCUUAGUGAGUGGUUAACUAUGCAGGGAGCAGAAGUUUCAAUCGUUGAAAAACUGGAAGCUAUUCCUGAUGCACUUGCAGGUGUAUAUCUGUUGCAAGGGCUGCCGGGAAUCACUGAGGGAUCGCAGCAGGAAUUAGCGGUGUUCAGGAGUGUGAAAGAAUUGUUAAAUACGGCAGACAAAGAUUUAAAGCUGACUGUAUUUACUUGUCAGACGCAACAAGUAUUUGCUGAUGAUUUAGUAACUGCUGCUGGCAGCGGGAUUACCGGAUUGAUUGGUGCGCUUGUGAAAGAACAGCCACAAUGGUCAAUCAACAGGAUUGAUUUGCAGCUAUCAGCUGAUCUUCAGCUACCAGUUGAACCUGAUUGGUCAACGCUGCUGGCUAUCAGUGUAAAUCAGGAAAAUGCAGUGACUUGUUUAAGAAAUGGGCAUUAUUACAGACAACAGUUAUAUCCUUUAGUAUUACCAGAGAUAAAAUCUUCAAAAUUCAGAAAAUCUGGUGUUUAUGUUUUAAUUGGUGGUGCUGGUGGAUUAGGGAGAGUGACCACGGAGUACCUGGUAAAGCAUUAUCAGGCUCAGGUGAUCUGGUUGGGAAGAAGGCCUGCGGAUGCGGCUAUUCAAACUGCUCAAGAAGAAAUUUCGUUAUCAGGUGUGAAGCCCGGAUACUAUCAAUGUGAUGCUGCUAACCUCACUGACGUUGAAAAAACAUAUCAGUCAAUCAAGAAAAUUUACCCGGAAAUACACGGUCUUUUUCACUCCGCAAUUGUCCUUCAGGAUAGGUUGCUGAAGAACAUGACGGAACCAGAUUUCAGCAAGGCUUUUAUUCCUAAGUCUGUAGCAAGUCAGAACCUGGUUCAUGUUUUCGGGCAGGAGUCAAUGGAUUUCUUUUGUUUUUACUCUUCCGUGCAGGCAUUGGUUCAUGCGCCGGGUCAGGGAAACUAUGCCGCAGGUUGUACUUAUAAAGACAGUUAUGCUUUAAGCGUAAAUAGCCAGCAUAUACCUGUAAAAAUUAUCAACUGGGGAUUCUGGGGAGAAGUAGGUGUAGUUGCAGCCGAUGGCUAUAAAGACAAAAUGAAACAAGCUGGUGUGGAGAGCAUCAAUGCUGAAGAAGGUAUGCAAUUCUUAGAAAUGGUCAUCGGGAGUGAACAGCAGCAGGUUGUUGCGAUCAAACUCUCUGCUGCGGCAGCGGCAGCAAUACCGGUUAUACGGCAGGAUCUGGAAAUUUCAGCUGUAAAAGCAUUUUCGGUGCUGCAAUUGGCAAAACCUGAUGAACUGGUAUAUCCUAAAACAGACCAGCUGGAUUUGGUUUUUAAAACAUUGUGUUGUAAAGGGCUGUUGCAGGUUUUGCUGGAGCUAGGUUUAGUACAGCAGCAACAAGCGGGACAAACUUCAAGUAGUUUGAGAUCAGCAUUAGCUGUGCAGGAUAAGUAUGAACAGUUAUUCUUUGUGCUGAUCGGAUUGCUUCAGGAGCAAAAUUACCUCAAGGUAAAAGAAUCACAAAUCACUAUUGACCCUGUGGUUCAAUCGGAAAUCAGCACUUUCAGUUUUGCACAGCAAAUGAAUGCACUGGUUGAACAGGAACAGGAAUACCGUCCGCAUGGUACUUUAUUGCAAAUCUGUUUAGCCGCUUUCCAGGAGAUUUUAACUGGAAAACAGCAAGCUACUACUGUCAUGUUCCCUGGAGGAAGCAUGGAAUAUGUGAGCGGUAUUUAUAAAGGAAAUGCGCAAUCCGAUUAUUUCAAUAAUUUAUUGGCCAGCAUUGUCAAAAAUAGCGUUGCCCAGAGCAUUCCUUACUUACAGCCCGGUGAAAAAAUCAGGAUACUGGAAGUGGGUGCCGGAACAGGCGGCACAAGCCAGGUAGUUUUCAAAGCGCUGGAACCUUAUAAAGAACAUCUUUUCUAUCUGUAUACUGAUUUGUCGCGUAGUUUCCUGAGCCAUGCAGAACAGCAUUUCAAAGGCAUCGCUCCGUAUUUAGAAACGGCGAUCCUUAAUAUCGAACAAGCUCCUGACCAGCAGCAGGUUGUUCUUGGGAGCUAUGAUAUUGUGAUCGGGGCCAAUGUGGUACAUGCCACUAAAAACAUGGCCGUAACGCUAAACAAUAUUAAGGUUUUACUGAAGAAAAAUGGCCUGUUUAUCCUGAAUGAAAUUGCACGCACUGAACUGUUUACCACACUUACUUUUGGUUUACUGGACGGCUGGUGGCUUUAUGAAGAUGCAGGGAUCAGGUUAAAAGGCAGCCCCGGUUUAUCAGCAGCAGGCUGGAAGACAGUCUUAACAGAAACUGGCUACUCACAGGUGCGCAGUUAUCCGGGAAUAGCUGAUCUUUCUCAACAGCUUGUAUGUGCGCUCAGUGACGGCAUGGUUCAGCACAACAGAGUUCAGGAUGGCACGGUUCAACACAGCAGGGUUCAGCAUGGCAUGGUUCAGCACGGCUUAAAAGUGAAUGGCACCGCUCCGCAGCUUAACCAGCAACCGCCUAUGCUGCAAAACAGCGUAAUUAAACAAACUGCAUCAAUAAUUAAAGACAAUACACCAGUAAUUAAGCAAACUGUACCGGCAAUGAAAAAAGCAAUGGAUAAUAAAACGCUGGUGAACAAAGUGGUAAACAUCGCUGCGGCGCUGAUUAAACUGCCACCGGCAGAAUUUGAUAUAGAGAGCCAGUUUAUGGAUUACGGAUUCGAUUCUAUCCUGAGCAUGGAACUGGUUAAAAACAUUAAUGAAACAUUAAAUGUAGCAUUGAAACCUACUGAUAUCUUCAGUUAUAACACUAUACAACAGCUUGCAGAUUUUCUGCAGCUGAAUUUCGGGGAACUCCUGCAAACAGAACUUGCCGGGGAAAUUGCAGAACCAGUAAUUGCAGCUUCUUUCGUCGCAUUACCACAGGCUGUAUUACCUAUGAAAACCCGUUUUUCAGGUUCUGUGGUGAAUGCUGAACCUGUUUACAUCGCUGAAAACGAUAUCGCAGUAAUCGGCAUGAGCGGUCAGUUUGGUGCUGCAAACGAUCUGGAUACUUUUUGGGAGGUGUUAAAGAAUGGACAAAGCCUGGUGGGUGACUUGCCAGAGAGCAGGUGGCAGGGGUAUGUGAACAAGGAAAGUUUUAAAUGGACUGGAAGCUUCCUGCUGGAUAUCGAUAAGUUCGAUCCGGUAUUCUUUAAGAUUUCUGGAAAUGAGGCUGGGUUGAUGGACCCUCAACAGCGUUUGUUCUUAGAGCAUUGCUGGAAAGCCAUAGAAGAUGCAGCGAUAAAUCCCAAGUCUUUAAAAGGUAGUAAAUGUGGUGUAUAUGCAGGGGUUGCGCCGAGUGAUUACAGUAUCCGCGGAUGUGAAGAAGCUGCUGUGA
Molecule: messenger RNA, 4588 nt
Organism: Tuber aestivum (summer truffle)
Lineage: Eukaryota; Fungi; Ascomycota; Pezizomycetes; Pezizales; Tuberaceae
Source: the annotation of a GenBank genome assembly